CCCUCCCCGCCAUGUCUCCUUAGCGGGCUUCCCUCUCUUCUCCUCUUUCUGCUUCUUCUUCCUCCUCUUCUCCCUCUCUUUCUCCUUUGCUUUGAGGAUGAUCUGUCCCAGGAUGGGUUGCAGGGCUGCCAUCCUGCUGUAACCCAGCAGCAGCAGCCCCAAAACUGUGAAGGGAUGACAGGCUGGAGCUGUUCCGUUGAUGGAUGAGAUCCAUUUUCUUCCCCCUUUUUCAUUUUUUUAAAAUUUACUAAGCAAGAUCUCACCUAAAGAAAAAAAAAAAUCCUGCCUUAUCCCCAUCCUAUCUUACCAGGAAUAUUAAUUUCAGUCGUUAUUUUUGGAUAUUUUAUAACUAACUAGCCAGUUCCUUUGUUUAUUUCAAAAGAGGACGGAUAUUUCUGGGAUUUGAUACACCCAUCUUUAUACUGGAGAGAAAAUACCAAACAGGGAAGUGUCCUCUGGAAAAUCGCCUGCAGGAGGACUGACAGCAGCAAUGACACUCGGUCCCUGUCCGGACACCCGGCACGGCACAAGGAGGCGGGACACCGAGGUGCUGCCUCUCUCCUUGAUGCCAGCCACACUCCUCAUCCUCCUCGUCCUCAGCCCCACUGGCACCACCUCUGAGCCCGAGAUGCUGCCAUUCCCAGAGAUCCGCCUGGCCAACGGGCCCAGCCGCUGCCAGGGCCGGGUGGAGAUCCUCUACAACGGCUCCUGGGGCACCGUGUGUGACGACGACUGGGACAUGGUGGAUGCCAACGUGGUGUGUCGCCAGCUGGGCUGCGGCCAUGCCAUCACCCUGCCGGCCGCCAUGACCUUCGGCCAGGGCUCCGGGCCCAUCUUCCUGGACAACGUGGACUGCAAGGGCUCGGAGGCAGCCCUGAGCGAGUGCUGGAGCCACGGCUGGGGCAUCCACAACUGCUACCACUAUGAGGAUGUGGCUGUUGUGUGCAAUGAGUUCUCACCCACACAAGUCAGCGAAGGACCGACCACCAGGACCCUCACAGCCUCUGUACAGGACGGGGAAAGUGAUGGCAGCAUCCGCCUGGUGAGCGGCCCCGACACCUGCCAGGGCCGGGUGGAGAUCUUCUACCGCGGGAGCUGGGGCACCGUCUGCGACGACGACUGGGGCCUGAGCGAUGCCAGCGUGGUCUGCAAGCAGCUGGGCUGUGGGCAAGCCCUGGAUUACAAGAGCAAUGCCUACUUUGGCUAUGGAACAGGACGUAUCCUCCUGGACAACGUCAACUGCGACGGCAGCGAGCCCUUCCUGUCCGCCUGCUACAGCCUGGGCUGGGGCAUCCAUAACUGCGGCCACCACGAGGAUGCUGGGGUCAUCUGUGCAGGACUGGACACAUCCACCAUCACAUCAUUCACCACCUCGGUGGCCCUGGACUCUGAGGAGACGCUCACAGCCACGGCCACAGCAGUGACAGACAGCAGGGACCAGCCCUCCCAGGCCACCGAGGCGGUCACCACCACACUCCUGACCAUCGAGCAGGAAAGUGGCGGCUUGCGGCUGGCGAACGGCAACGGGAGCUGCCGCGGGCGGGUGGAGGUGCGGCACCGCGGCACCUGGGGCACCGUCUGCGACGACGACUGGGACUUCCCCGACGCCCAGGUGGUUUGCCGGCAGCUGGGCUGCGGCACCGCCCUCGCCGCCACCGUGCUCGGCUCCUUCGGCUACGGCAGCGGGCCCGUGCUGCUGGAUAACGUGGGCUGCGGCGGCGGCGAGGCGCGCCUGGCCGACUGCUUCCACCUGGGCUGGGGACAGCACAACUGCGGCCACCACGAGGAUGCCGGGGUCAUCUGCCGAGGUGCUGAUGACACUGAAGACCAUUUCCAAGAGGCCACUGCUACAACCACCACGUUGGCCCCAACUCAUCCCAAGGACGGGUCCCUGCGCCUGGUGAACGGCAGCCACCGGUGCGAGGGGCGCGUGGAGAUGUUCCACCUCUCCCAGUGGGGCACCGUGUGUGACGACGCCUGGGACCUGCGGGAUGCCAAGGUGGUGUGCAGGCAGCUGGGCUGUGGGCACGCCCUGGCAGCCUGGGGGGAGGCACACUAUGGCCAAGGCACCGGUUACAUCUUCCUGGACAACCUCAAGUGCAAGGGCCACGAGCCCUCGCUGCUGCGCUGCUCCCACAUCCGCUGGGACGUCCACAACUGCGACCACUCCGAGGAUGCCGGUGCUGUCUGUGACAUCCUAUGA
This is a messenger RNA of Haemorhous mexicanus (house finch), 2203 nucleotides long. It is a transcript of the gene SSC4D, whose product is annotated as scavenger receptor cysteine rich family member with 4 domains. Gene Ontology annotation, cellular component: membrane. Lineage: Eukaryota; Metazoa; Chordata; Aves; Passeriformes; Fringillidae. The record is from RefSeq and is a predicted model, not a curated record. The coding region runs from base 491 to 2203 and encodes 570 amino acids. The transcript is spliced from 11 exons.